AUGGAAGGCCACCGAUACGUCUCGGGGGACCGCGGCUGUUCGGCCCUGGAGAAGAACCCGGCUGACCUGACGGUGAUGGACGUGUACGACAUCGCCGCCACACUGGGCCACGAGUUCGAGCGGAUCAUCGACCAGUACGGCUGCGAGGCGCUGUCCCGUCUCAUGCCCAAGGUGGUGAGGGUGCUGGAGAUCCUGGAGGUGAUGGUGAGCCGACACAGCAUCGGCGGACCCGAAGCCGACGAGCUAAGACUCGAGCUGGACAAGCUCAGGUUGGAGAGGAUCGAGAGGCUGGAGAAGGAGAAGAAGCAUCGGAAGGAGCUGGAGCUGGUUGAAGACGUGUGGCGAGGCGAGGCUCAGGAUCUACUCUGCCAGAUCGCGCAACUGCAGGAGGAGAACAAGAGCCUCCUGGACAACGUCUCCACACGAGAACCCGUGAGCGAGGAAGACCAGCAGAGGAACGACAGCAUGAGCGAGCGUGAGCGUCAGGUGAUGAAGAAGCUGAAAGAGGUGGUGGACAAGCAACGGGAUGAGAUCCGGGCCAAAGAUCGCGAGCUCACGCUCAGGAACGAGGACAUAGAAGCGCUCCAGCAGCAGCAGAGCCGUCUGAUGAAGAUUAACCACGAUCUUCGCCACAAGAUCUCUGUGGUGGAGGCGCAGGGCAAAGCCUUGAUCGAGCAGAAAGUGGAGCUGGAGGCCGGCGCUCAGACCCGUGGCCAAGAAGUGGGAGCCCUGCGGCAGGAAGUGGCGCGCCUACGGGAGCGGCUAAAGGGUCACGCCCAGGAAGUCCCGCCUCAGAUCCCCUCGCCAGCGGAGCGUGAACCUGCGGCCGGGGCGGAGGGUUGGUGGGAAUCAAGUCCCCCACCGGCGCCGCCCGGUUCGCUCGACCGCGAAAGACCCGACGAGGACGAGGAUGACGAAGCGGCGCUGCUUUGGGAGGCCAUGUGCGAUGAAGACAUGCCUGCUGUGUACCAAUAUUUCACCAAGGAGGCACUUUGCCAGGAGGAGGAGACCAGUCCAGAGCUCCCGGACUCCAAGGACCCGAACCGGGCCCGCUUCACCAUGCAGGAGUUGCGGGACGUCCUGCACGAGCGCAACGAGCUGAAAGCCAAAGUCUUCCUUCUCCAAGAGGAGCUGGCCUACUACAAAAGUGACGAAACGGAAGAUGACGUGAACGUCCCCGAGCCUGAAAUCAGGACGCGAUCGCGAUCCGCUGUGCAGCCAGAGUCCGGAAUCAAACGCUUGUUUAAUUUUUUUUCCCGUGACAAACAGCGGAAUUGGCAACGAGGCAAUGCGCACGACGACGCUUUCACCGAACAAGCUCAGGAGGCCUUACCGCACUUUUAG
Molecule: messenger RNA, 1344 nt
Organism: Nerophis lumbriciformis (worm pipefish)
Lineage: Eukaryota; Metazoa; Chordata; Actinopteri; Syngnathiformes; Syngnathidae
Source: RefSeq, a predicted model, not a curated record